AUGAUGCCGUAUUGGGGCCUUGGCGAGACUUCAGUUGGCACUCAACCAUUCUGGUUGAACAGUCAACAAAUCCCUGAAGUGUCCAGAAAAUUUGCAACUUUGAUGAUUGCAGCAUGUGGAGAAGUGAAUCAGUUGGGAGGUGUGUUUGUCAAUGGUCGGCCUUUACCAAUUGCUUUAAGAGUGAAAAUAAUUGAGCUGGCACAUCAAGGAGUACGACCGUGCGACAUUUCAAGGCAAUUACGUAUAUCGCACGGAUGUGUCAGCAAGAUACUGACCAGAUAUUCAGAGUCUGGGAGCAUUAUGCCAGGAGCUAUUGGUGGUAGUAAGCCGCGGGUAACUACUCCAAAGGUGGUUGAAUAUAUACGGCUGCUGAAAUCUAAAGAACCUGGAAUGUUUGCUUGGGAGAUCAGAGACCGGUUAAUUAAGGAUAAUGUUUGCGAUAAUUACAAUGUUCCUUCAGUGAGCUCCAUAUCAAGGAUUCUGAGAAGCAAAAUGAGUCACAUAACUUGUUCGGCAUUUGGCAGUUUGAAAGAAGAAAUAGUCUUAGUAAAAACAAAAAGUUCUAAGCACAUCCUAGCCACAACCUGCUCUAAUAAAAGGAAGUUUUAG
Molecule: messenger RNA, 609 nt
Organism: Enterobius vermicularis (human pinworm)
Lineage: Eukaryota; Metazoa; Nematoda; Chromadorea; Rhabditida; Oxyuridae
Source: the annotation of a GenBank genome assembly